GCCAGAGGCUGAAGUUUCACUCACCCAUGGUUCUCUGCUGGAUGUGAUAUGCUGAAAUUUGAGCUGUCUUUAAAACCAAAGAUCCAUGAGUCCCCCUCCAAGCCCUUCUCCAACCAGGUGGUUCAAAGCUCUUCUGAGACAAUAGCAGGAGACGUAUGUCUGAAGAGUGGAGCAACAGUUUGCUCAGAAGUCCUGAAGAUAGCCAGAGCUGCCUUCCAGGCUGGCCGGACAGUCCAGGACAGUUUCAGGCUGGCCCAGUUGGAGGCUUUGGUCCAUAUGCUCAUGGAACAUGAGUGCGACUUUGUGGAUGCUCUCAGCAGGGAUGUGCAUAAGCCUCGCCUUGAAACUGUGAUGUCAGAGCUGAUAAUAGUGAAAAAUGAGGCUCUGCAUGCCAUCAGCAACUUGACGAAAUGGAUGGAACCCCAACGCAUGGAACGCAACUGGGCUACAGCAUUUGAUGAAUGUUUGGUGGUUAAUGAGCCGCUGGGUGUGGUAUUGAUUAUUGGAAACUGAACCAGCCCUCUUUAACUUAACAUACCUCUAGUGGGUGCCAUUGCAGCUGGUAACUGUGUGAUUAUCAACCCAUCAGAAACCUGCACUCAUACAGCUGAGCUAUUGCAAAGACUAAUACCAGCUUACCUGGACAAUGAGUGUUUCCACUCUGUUGUAGCAGCAACAAAUGAAAUUCCAGAAAUGGUCAACCUCAAAUUUGACAAAUAUUUUUACAUGAAUUGUCCCAUUGAAUUAAAUGGGUCAAUUUACACUCACUGUGACAGUGGAAUGGGCUCCUAUCACGGUCGCUACAGUUAUGAUGCUUUCUCUCAUAAGAAGUCCUGCCUACUGCGCACCACCCGGAUUGAGUGCAUGACAUACUUGUGUCACCCACCUUAUGAGGACUGCAACCUGUCCCUGGUCACCCUGGCCAGCUCUGCGAAUCUGAGGAGCCAGGGCUGGUGCACUAUACUGUAA
Myxocyprinus asiaticus (Chinese sucker) is the source of this 969-nucleotide messenger RNA. RefSeq names its product aldehyde dehydrogenase family 3 member B1-like. Gene Ontology annotation, molecular function: aldehyde dehydrogenase (NAD+) activity. Gene Ontology annotation, cellular component: cytoplasm. Gene Ontology annotation, biological process: aldehyde metabolic process. The record is from RefSeq and is a predicted model, not a curated record. Lineage: Eukaryota; Metazoa; Chordata; Actinopteri; Cypriniformes; Catostomidae.